Molecule: messenger RNA, 1501 nt
Organism: Arabidopsis lyrata subsp. lyrata
Lineage: Eukaryota; Viridiplantae; Streptophyta; Magnoliopsida; Brassicales; Brassicaceae
Product: F-box/kelch-repeat protein At4g14905
Molecular function (GO): protein binding
Source: RefSeq, a predicted model, not a curated record
UUCGUUGUUAGUCGUUACUAACGACGAUUAUGAUAUCUCGUUCCGUUGGCUCGAUCGCCGGAGAACCGCCACAGAAGAAACUGCUUGAACCGGCUUCUCCGUCUUCGCGUUCGUCGUCUCUGGCUCUUCUUCAUGACGAAAUCGUUGUGAGUUGCUUCGGGAGAUGUUACUAAUACUACCCGGCGAUUUCACUAGUCUGCAGAAACUUCAGGCGUUUAAUCGCUUCGCCAGAGAUCUACAUCGAACGGUCAGUAAUUCGCCUCACUGAACAUAUCCUCUAUGUAGCAAUUAGAUCACAAGCUACAAAAACCCUUACCUGGUACACACUCAAUUUAAAACCCUUUGGAACAACGGAUAUUAGCCAUAGAUUAGGAGUUCCAUCAUUCCCUUCAAUUCCUGGAUUUGGAACAACUAUUAUCGCUGCCAGUUCUGAGAUUGACGUCAUUGGUGGAUAUAUCAAUGGAGAAUUUGUCUCCACUGUGUCUGUCAUCGAUUGUAGAUCUCACAGUUGUCGCUUCCUCCCUAACAUGAAGGAGCCUCGUAAAUGCACCGCCGUGGGAUUGAUCGACGGGAAAUUAUAUGUUGUCAGAGGUUGUAACACUCCGUCUUUGAAUUGGGUCGAGGUAUUCAACUUCAAGGAAACUUAGGAGUCUGUCUUGAGUCUGGAUAAUGUGGACCUGGAGGAGCAAGUGAACUGCUUUGUGAUGAAUGAUAAGAUUUAUAGAAUGGGUCAGAAGACUAUUUUUGUUUACGAUCCGAAAAAGGGUAGAUUCGAGGAAGACUUGACGUUGAAUGCAUUAUGGAUGAAGGGUUUUUGCCCAAUUGAUAACAUGUUGUACGGUUUUUAUCUCGAGAGCCAAAUAUUUGCGUAUGAUUUAGUUGUGGGGAGUUGGACAGUCUUCUGGGUUGAAGGUCUACCUGAGAAGCUUGAAGGUUGUACAGGUACAAUUGUGAAUCAUGGUGGAAGACUUGCAAUUCUAUUUAAGAAGUCUCCAACAGAAAUUUGGUGUACAGAGAUUGCAAUGGAGAGGGCAGAAGAAGGAGGAUGUAUUAGUGGGGUGUGGUCUAAUCAUGUGCUUACUUUGACAGAUUCCUUCAUCAUUGAACGAGCUCUAACUGUAACAGUUUGAUCAUCCCAUGACAAGUGUUGUAACUUGUUUAAGGUUUGCUCUGACUCAAUUAUCCUUGUUUUUGUGAUGAAUGCAUGAAUUACUCUUUUAAGUAUUUGAUUGGAGCUUUUGCUGUUAUAUCGACGGUCUUGCAUUCAGAUGAGUUUGCAGCUUCAAACAUGAGAAACCUCGAAAUUAUUAGAGCCGCUUGGUUUUUACAAAGAUGAAGCAACUUAGUAGCCUUAGUAGCCUUUAAACUAUUGAAUGUCAGAAUUUAGAACCUAUCUUUUGGAUCUUUGUGCUAAAUGCGAGUCUUGCCCUUGUUUCUUGCUUGUACAACUCUAUGUAUGCAACUUCAUUGUUUGAUGAAAAGGUACUAACUUUGUUACCAA